AUGAUAUCCGUCGCACAGCAUGGUUUUCUGAGAGGCAAGUCUUGCACAGGUCAGCUCAUUUCCGUUCUUCACCGCAUCAGUCAAAACCUGGAUUCAGGGAAACAAACAGAUAUCUUGUAUUUCGAUGUUGCUAAAGCGUUUGAUACGGUGAAUCAUAGCCUUCUUUUAAAGAAACUCCAACGAUUUGGACUUAGGGACAAUAUUUUAACGUGGUUUAAAAGUUAUUUAUCCGGACGACAACAGCGUGUACUAGUCAAUGGUGAGAUUUCAGAGACACGUCCAGUUUCCUCCGGCGUUCCGCAAGGAUCAAUACUCGGACCACUCCUGUUUCUCAUCUACAUAAACGACCUUCCCGAAUCAAUACCCUCAUCCGCUGUUGACGUUUCCUUGUUUGCCGACGACACAAAAUGCAUCUCAGUUAUUGAAUCACCGGUUGACGCCUGUGUCCUUCAAGCUGAAGCGAGAAACGUGGAGAAAUGGGCUGAGUUUUGGAGGCUCAAAUUCAACGCCGAAAAAUGCAAAGUUCUGAGCGUUACGAGAAAACGUCAUCCUCUUGUUGCUGAAUACAUUGUCAACGGUAAAACUUUGCAGCAUGUUUCCUCCCAGAAAGACCUCGGAGUGACGGUUUGUUCAGAUCUCAGAUGGAACACUCAUAUUUACGAGCAAGUUGCGAAAGCCAACCGCCUACUUGGUAUGCUCAAACGUUCGACUAUCAAAGUUAAAAACGUAAAUACCCGACGCUGUCUUUACCUUACACUUGUGAGAUCCCAUCUUGCUUAUGCCUCACAAGUGUGGUGUCCACAGACUAUCACCAUGUGUAUGGAGCUCGAACGCAUACAACGUAGAGCGACCAAAUUCGUACUGUCUUUACCAUUCCAAACGGACAUGCCAUAUAAAACGAGACUCGCUGCGUUGAAUAUGCUACCUCUCUGUUACUGGCACGAAUAUCUUGAUAUCCUGUUCCUCUUCAAAUGCAAAUAUGGCUUGGUUAAAACUGAUAUCCUACCCGAAGAAGUUGACACUCUGACUUCAACCAUAAAUCUAUACGCUCUUCUAAUAACUCUCUUGUAAAAUAUAACAUUCCUAAAGUAAGAACGCUAUGUCACCAGAACAGUUACCUUGUACGAGUAUCGCGUGUGUGGAACUGCCUACCAGAUGAGCUACGGAAACCAGAACUAUCAUUGCAGAGCUUUAAAUCACGUGUUAUAAACUAUUACCACUCCGCAACAUUAACCGUGUUUGACCAGGAAAAUCCGCAGACGUGGAAAUCAGUUUGUCUGAAAUGCCAUAAAGCCAGGCAGCUUACUGCAACAAUGAAAUGUUGUUCUUAAUUGAACUAGUUAUUUUGGCAAUUAAUAUUAUUCAAUGUAGUAUACUUCAUUUUAUCCGAUGUAGAGUUGGGUUUUUCGCCAUUUUCGUUUUAUUUUAUCGACGGAUACAGAACCUAUAUAUAUUCUCGCAUUUAUUCUGUUUGACAAUUUUGUCAUUUUGCUUUCCCAAAUUUCGAAAUUUUUACGCUCCCUCUCUACUUCGGAUAAAAAGGAUUAUACUAUAUUCUUGUUUGAUAUUUAAAUUAUAAGUUGUGAAGUUUUGUAUAAUGAUGUUUUGUAACAGGUCACUAACGUAAUUGGCUCACGCUGUGUUAGUGUUCCUGAACCGUCUUCCUGUUUGUAUAUGUAUAUUUCGGUUGACGGCUGAAGUUAAUAAAUAUAUAUAUAUAUAUAUAUAUAUAUAUAUAUAUAUAUAUAUAUAUAUAUAUAUAUAUAUAUAUAUAUAUAUAUAUAUAUAUAUAUAUAUAUAAGUUCGUUUACCUCAAGAUUCCGCAACAGUCCGUUUCAUCAGUAAAGAAUCAUCAUACCGCCUGAUGAUUCUUUACUGAUGAAACAGACUGUUGCGGAAUUUUGAGGUAAACGAAAUUCUAUAUUUGCUCUAUCUUUAUGGUAUUGAGCACUCUUUGCGUUUCGUAUACAUAAACCUACUAUAUAUAUAUAUAUAUAUAUAUAUAUAUAUAUAUAUAUAUAUAUAUAUAUAUAUAUAUAUAUAUAUAUAUAUAUAUAUAUAUAUAUAUAUAUAUAUAUAUAUAUAUAUAUAAGAUCGGAUGCGAAUGUUUUAACAUGCUUAAAAAACGACCCAUCUUAUGAGUUUAUUGGCGAAGUAAUUUUAAAAAUAAACAUUGUCUAAGCCGAGAAAAUCAAAGCUAAAAUUUAUGUAAAUCAGGACAAAUCUUUUCCGAUUUACAAACAUUGAUUAAACAUUCAUUUCUUUUGUAUUUUCCUCGUGAAUUGUUAAUGAGAUGUUUAAUUAUAUAUACUUGGUUUAAUCUACAGCAUAUAUUAUUAUAAUAAUUAUAGAUUGUAUACAGUUUUAUGUAUAAAUAGUAUGCAAUUGCACAUCUGGUUCCCAUGAGGCUUGGGAUACCGUAUUUACUCGUUUUAGCGCCGCGGCGCUCUUUAAAUUUUCAGAGCUUUAGAUGCGGCGCUCAUUCGAGGGCGGCGCUCAAUCGGGGGCGGCGCUCUUUAAAAAUAUCUUUUAUUUGUGAAUUAGCCUAUAUCAAGAACUUUUAACAAUAAAAUAAACAUGUUUUGAAUGUCUUUGUCACUAAAUGUCCCCAUUUUGACGGUGGAAAAUUAUUACACUGUUUAGUGCGGCGCUCAUUCGGGGGCAGCGCUCUUUAAAAAAAAUUGAUCUCAAAUGCGGCGCUCAUUCGGGGGCGGCGCUCAAUCGGGGGGGGGGAGGGGGGCUCAAACGAGUAAAUACGGUAAGUAUCAUUGUGAAAUAAUAGGGUGAUAUACAGUAUAUAGGUGUUCCAUCAAAUUUCCACUGUGUUUCAUGUCAGUAUUGUAUUCUGGGUUGAAAAAUUUUUAUCAUUAAGGAUAGAGAAUAUUUCAAGAGUACUAGUAACAGUUUCCAAUAUUCUUCAGGGACAUAAUCAAUAACCAUCAACAAUUAGACAUUAAUCAUUAUAAUUAAUGAAGAGCAUAGCCAUUGUAAACCAGUCCCGAUAACCAAAGUAAUGAGCAAAACUUCACGGAUGACGUAGAGAAUAUGUUGUGCAGGUCCAACAUUACCGAGUCAUCAACAGCACAAUAUAAAUAAUGGAUACUAG
Paramuricea clavata is the source of this 3106-nucleotide messenger RNA. Lineage: Eukaryota; Metazoa; Cnidaria; Anthozoa; Malacalcyonacea; Plexauridae. The record is from the annotation of a GenBank genome assembly.